This is a messenger RNA of Mastomys coucha (southern multimammate mouse), 2314 nucleotides long. It is a transcript of the gene Srsf10, whose product is annotated as serine and arginine rich splicing factor 10. Gene Ontology annotation, molecular function: RNA binding. NCBI's taxonomy places the organism in Eukaryota, Metazoa, Chordata, Mammalia, Rodentia, Muridae. The coding region runs from base 170 to 718 and encodes 182 amino acids. The record is from RefSeq and is a predicted model, not a curated record. The transcript is spliced from 6 exons.
AGGUGGGCGGGGACCUGGAGGCGGGAGCGAAGUCUCGCGAGAAGAGGCAGUUGCCGUAGCGGAGCCCUCUGGGUCUGGGCGAGUGUGUGAGUGGAUGUGAGCCGCCGCCGGAGCCGCGGACGGUUUGCCGAGCCCGUUAGCGCCGCUGGCCCAGAGUCCCGCCGCCGCCAUGUCCCGGUACCUGCGCCCCCCAAACACGUCUCUGUUCGUCCGAAACGUGGCGGACGACACCAGGUCUGAAGAUUUACGUCGGGAAUUUGGUCGUUAUGGUCCAAUAGUAGAUGUUUAUGUUCCACUUGAUUUCUACACUCGUCGUCCAAGAGGAUUUGCAUAUGUUCAAUUUGAGGACGUUCGUGAUGCUGAAGAUGCUUUACAUAAUUUGGACAGAAAAUGGAUUUGUGGGCGUCAAAUUGAAAUACAGUUCGCACAGGGGGAUCGGAAGACACCAAAUCAAAUGAAAGCCAAGGAAGGGAGGAAUGUAUACAGCUCUUCACGAUAUGACGAUUAUGACCGAUAUAGACGUUCUCGAAGCCGAAGUUAUGAAAGGAGAAGAUCAAGGAGUCGCUCCUUUGAUUAUAACUAUAGGAGAUCUUACAGUCCUAGAAAUAGACCGACUGGAAGACCACGGCGUAGCCGAAGCCAUUCCGACAAUGAUAGACCAAACUGCAGCUGGAAUACCCAGUACAGUUCUGCUUACUACACUUCAAGAAAGAUCUGAAAGCGGAAAAAAGAACCAAAGAAGGGCAGUCCAAGCGACCAAAGGGUGGGUGGAAGGUGCUGCAGUAUGGUACUGUACGAAUAUUUUGACUCUGGUCUGAAAAGAUAAAAGAAUUAUCGAAAACUACAUGGAAUAAUUGAAGUCCCUUCAAGUUUGAAAGUAAGCAUUUUAGGACAAAUAAAAGGAAAUUCAACUUUGUACUUGUGGAAACUAAUCCCUAAAUAUGAACAGGUUUAUAUUGAUUCAUGGGUAGCCGAUCCAUGAUAAGUUACUGGAAACUAGGAUGUCUGAACAUCAAGGAAGACAGCCAUAGUCUCUAACAGUGCCUCUCUUGGUCUGUCUCAAAUUAAAUUGGAUGGUAAAGGUAUGGUCAAAUAUAAAGUUUUUCCUAGUUAACUCUUAAAAGUCAGUUCCACUUAAUGCCAAUGUUGGCAAGUCUUGCCUUUGUUUAUUCCAGUGCCAGUAUUUUCUGCUUAACUCUUUUGUUGGCAUCUGAGUUUAUUUACUUGUAUACUACAUACAGUUUACAUCUAACCACUCCUUGCCAGGCUAAUUCCACUUAACACUUGAUAUCCACCCAUGAGGGCCCAUCUCUUCUCACCUCCUGUGUAGACAGUAUGUUCAACAGAUAUUUAUUGAACCCUUACCGUGGGCAAAAUAUACUGGAUAAUUGGAGAGGAGAACAGAUUAUUUAGUAAAACCUACUGAGCACAAUCUAGUGAAUCAUUAUAGUAUGACCUCAUCUUGAGGUGUGUUACAGUAAUAUUUUAUACCAUUCAUAUCCUAGUGUAAUUAUAAAACCCAAUAUACUAUCAAAGAAAAUAAUUUUAUGGUCGUCUGCCAUUUAAAAGUAUCUAGUAUUUGUUGUAUCCCAUUACUACAAAUAAUGAAGAAAACCUGUGAUAAGCUGAUCUGUUGUGCAGUGAUUAAUAUACUAGAGUAAGAUUAAGUUGUUAACUGUUGACUCUGUCAAGCAAAUAGGUAAUCCCCAAAAUAACAAGUAUUUAACUUUAUAUUAAAGCAAACCCUGGGUGCUAUAAUUAGAUCAUUUUGAGGCAGACAGCUGUUCUCCCAAUCGACUUAGUAUAUUCUGUAUGGAAGAGGAAAGUGUUUACUGGAUAAGACUUUUUAGUGAUCUACUUGUACAUUUUAUAGGGGACAUAUUAUGUGUAUAGUUAAUAAAUAACUUUAUAGUGUCGCAAAUGUUUUGGAUUCCUUAGUUCCUUAUCAGGAUAUGAAGCUUGUUUAUCCUACCAUUAAUACCAUCACAUUCGGAUCUUUGUUGUAUUUUUGCCACAUAUUUAAAACUAUGUCAAAAUCUGAAAUCUGGAAACAGUGUUAAGCCUUUGACCAUUUUUUUUAAGUGUAGUAGGAUUACACAUAAAUGAAGGGAGCGGUAAAAUGAAGGUUAUUUGUUGGAGUUUUUUGUUUUUUUAAACGUUUUUUCAGCCUGUCAAAACUCAAAAAAGCAACAGGCAUCAGGUGAGAAUUACAAAUUUUGGCUUAAUUUUUGUUGCUGUUUUUAUUUUGAAUCAAGUUGGAAAUGCUUUUAAAGUUUUAUUUUUAACGACACAAUAAAAAUUGCUAAAAACUGAA